Molecule: messenger RNA, 843 nt
Organism: Medicago truncatula (barrel medic)
Lineage: Eukaryota; Viridiplantae; Streptophyta; Magnoliopsida; Fabales; Fabaceae
Exons: 2
Coding region: 1-843 (280 amino acids)
Source: RefSeq, a predicted model, not a curated record
AUGUCUUCUUCUUCCACCACCAAACUGACCCUCAAACUUCUUAUUGACACAAAGAAUGAAAGAGUUCUCUUUGCUGAAGCAUCUAAACCCGUCAUAGACUUUCUUAUCAACAUGCUAUGCUUGCCUAUAGGCAACGUAGUAAAGCUUCUCAGCAAGAACGAAAUGGUUGGGAGCUUAGGCAACCUCUACCAGAGUGUAGAAAACCUCAACCACAAUUACAUGCAAUCUGACCACCAAACUAAGGACAUUCUCUUAAAUCCAUCUGCUCCCACAUGGUCAAUUGAAAUCUUUCACCUUUUUCCCCCACUUCAAAAAGCUCUAAGAACUUCAAGUGGAGUCUCUGACAUUAUUCUCACGGCUGAGUUGGACGAUGAGGAUCAAGAGGAAGAUGAAGAAUAUGACGAGGACGAUGACGAUGAAGAGGAAGAAGAGACAGAGGAGAAUGAUGAAGAAGCCAUGGGAGGAGAGACUUUGCUUUAUGUUUGCCCUAAAAAAUGUAGUUAUGAUGUUACAUGUGAUAAAACAACUCUUUGUUCUCGUUGCAAGAAACCGAUGAACCGAGAAACCCGUUGUGUUGGAAAGAAGUUUGAUGAGGAGUACCUUUCAAUUAAUAAUGGUUUUGUGAAAGAGGUUGUGACUUUCAUGGUCAUGGAUGAUUUGUCAAUUCAGCCCAUGCCGACCUUAUCAGGCAUUACCAUACUUAACAAGUUCAACAUCAAAGAGAUGGGUACCUUACAAGAAAUGGUAGUUGAAUUUGGAGUUGAAGAGGGUUCAAAGUUGCUUAAGGCUUCUCUGCAAUCAAAGAUGGUAUUGACGAGUGUUUUCAUCAAGAAGGAAUAUUGA